AUGGUACAACGCGGUUGGCUAGAUAGCUUCAAUCACUGGUUCCAUCACGUGGCAGUCACCCUAGGAGAAACUGUGGCGGCAGUUGAGAUGGAUGAGAAUGGGAAAGCGGUGCGGAAUAUUGGUUACUGCGACCUGUAUAAAACUGCUUACGAGUGUGGUGUAAUGAUACGUCACAAUUUGGAAUUGUGCGGCUUGUCGAAGUAUCCUUAUGAUAGGCAGAACUUUCCACGUGGUGUUGUGGCUCUCAACAUACCAAGGGGAAUCGACUGGUACACAGUAUACCUAGCUUGUCUCUUAGCUGGCAUCCCAACGGUCAGUCUGACUAGUGGUGGGACGGAGGCUUCAGCUACACAGGAGACCGCCAGCUGCAAGACUACUGCUGAAGAUUGCCUGCGGGAAUACGCUUUUGGUGACCGCGACACUGUAGCGUACCACUUUACUGGAGGUACGACUGCAUCGAGUAAAUGUGUCCGUAUCACUUUGGGUAUGGUUAUGCACGAACUUGAGAAAUAUGCUGAAGUUAUUCCCAAGACAUGGAAAGGAGUUGGACGAACUGCUAUCCUCUCAGCACCUUCCAUGGGUGAUAGCAAACUAUCUCCCAUGGAUAAGACCGAAGGUCCGUUCCGCCUCAUAAAGCAUGCUAUGAUAUCCGGACGAUAUGAUACCGUCAUCGCCGGGCUCGUUCCUACUCUAAUGGAUGCGAUGCCAUCUCCCGAGGAGGAGUGGUGGACAAGAGGCACUACCAUACGGAAGAAGAAGCUCUUGGUCUUCACUUGGGGUGAGGCCUGCCCUCAGUCACUCGUUGACAAAUGGAGUAGUGCAACUCUGAUCGAAUUGUUGGUGGCUACCGAGUAUUGGUUAUCUCUAUUCUGUAUACGAUCUGUAACAGUCCGUGGAUGUCGUACUCCUUCCGUGCGGUACGCAACCGUUUCCGGGUGCGAUGUCAGCGCCAAACCUCUGAGUUCUACCGCGGAAGCUGGUACUAUGGUCAUGAGGGGUAGAAUGGUCACUCCUGGGUAUGUCACUGAACCUCUUCACACUGCGCCCAGCAUUGAGGAGAUACCCCUGGCAGUGGAUGGUAUGGUGGAAAGCAUUGCUACUUUCGAAACAGAGGACGUUAUUCGGUUCGUGAAGGACUCAGAGAACGGCGACUCUUCACCCUAUGUAGAGUGCUUGGGUCGAGAGGGGGAUCUCAUUAAGGUUGGUGGAGCAUUCGCCGCAAUUCCAGCUCUAGAGGGUACGAUAUCGCAAAAGUUCGGAAGCGGGACGAAGGUGUACCUGAUGGUGGCACAUGAAGUCCUUGGUGGAGAGAUUCAUGUCGUGGUGCAAGUAGGCUAUGAGUGCCGUCUCAGUGUGCCAGAAGCGAUAGCAGCUGUACGAGCGAACGAUGCCAUCCCGGAAGAUGCUUCCUAUCGAGAAGCCUAUGAACUCGGUGGAGGGCUCUCUGUGAAGUCCGCGGCGAGUAUUUCCAUCUUGGCAAGUAUCUGUUGGAACAGCGUCCAACCAGUCCGACUCAUCUUGUCGAUCCUUGCAGCAUUGAUGGUCUAUUAUCCACUGUUGGAUUAUGGCGCUAUCACAGUGCAGUCGGAUACAGCCCCUGUAUUCGGUUCCUCGAUCGAUACGAAGGAUUGUUUGGAGCGUAUGGCAAUGCGCUGGGCUGAGGUCGAACGAGGACACGCGGUGGCUCCCCACGCAAGCGAGAUCGCUGGUAUCGGUGUGAAGUUGCGAGAUGCUGCAAAACUAAAGGGAAUUCGGAAUGUUGGUUUCGGGAGAGCCACGGUGAAUGGAGAUGGAUAG
This is a messenger RNA of Perkinsus marinus ATCC 50983, 1797 nucleotides long. RefSeq lists its product as hypothetical. The transcript has 11 exons. Lineage: Eukaryota; Perkinsozoa; Perkinsida; Perkinsidae. The coding region runs from base 1 to 1797 and encodes 598 amino acids. The record is from RefSeq and is a predicted model, not a curated record.